Messenger RNA from Rubroshorea leprosula, 2567 nucleotides. The record is from the annotation of a GenBank genome assembly. NCBI's taxonomy places the organism in Eukaryota, Viridiplantae, Streptophyta, Magnoliopsida, Malvales, Dipterocarpaceae.
AAUCCAUUACAUUUUAACCCCAAACAAACCCACAGCUUUCACAUGGGUUGAACAGUUGUAGUAGUAGUUUUCACCUUUUUGUUUUUGUUUUUUUUUUUACCCUCUCCAAUCCCUUCUGGCAUCUGCACAAUCAGCUCAUCACAACCCAGUUUCAUUCUGAGUUAGGAAUAGGACUAGGACUUAGGAGGAGAGAGCUUUUAAAGAGGGAAGAUAAAAGAGAAACUUAAUGAACACGCCAAACUAAGUGGAAAGAUAGAAAGAAAGAAAGAAGGAAAGAAAAGUAACAGUGCAACUCUGGAAUUGGCAACUCACUGUGUUUCGAAAUUCGCAUCCUCUGUCAUAAGUUGAUCUGGAUUCCGAUCAUAUCCCAGAAGACUUUCCGGACGAGGAAGAAAAUGCUGGAAUAUGAGUGGGGAAAUCCGUCGACAAUAAUGCUCUCCGGCGACCAGCCAACACAGGAGGAUGACCCGGCCCGCCAGAUUUUCGAUUACUCGGCCGCCACAGCCAACCAACAGUCCUUCAACCAAACACUGCUUCAUCACCAAAACACCGUCAACGCCAACGUCAAUGCCUUUUCUCAACAGAAUCACUUUCAUAAUCCUGCCCAAGCCCACCUUCACUCUAUUUACGACCUACGCGCCUACUCCGGCGCGUCAGCUUACGGCAAUCCUCACCCAUCCUUGCCCUCCCUGGACUCUGUCUCCGGAGGAAGCGGUGGCGGCUACGUUAUAGUCCCGAAGAGAGAGGAAAUUACUGGAUCGCCUCUGGACUUCACCGCGAGAAUCGGGCUCAACUUGGGCCGGCGUACGUAUUUCUCUUCAGCCGAAGACGAAUUUGUCAACCGGCUCUACCGCCGGUCGAGAGCUGGUGAUACCGUUUUGACCAACUCUCCCCGGUGCCAGGCUGAGGGAUGUCAUGCCGACCUCACCCACUCCAAGCACUAUCACCGGCGCCAUAAAGUCUGCGAGUUUCACUCCAAAGCCGCCACCGUGAUCGCCGCCGGAUUGACUCAGCGAUUCUGCCAGCAGUGCAGCAGGUUUGAAAAUUUACUGAAAUGCCACUUACGUUUCACGGUAAACAUAGUCGUCAAUCAUACAGCGUCCCUCAGGCUGCUAGAGGAUGAGGAUAACGAUGUAGCACAUCGGAAUGACGGAAGUACCCCUCAAUGGUGUGCGAGGAAGCCAAUGAUUGGUGUCCCGUAUACGUGGGGUGAUCCCGAGGGCAUUUGUGUCCUUAAAAACUCCCUGUGCUUUCCGUUUAUGUACCGUUUGCCUUUUCUACUUAUAGCAGGAGAAGCUGUCAUUACCCGAAAGCCGAAACCAGUUCAAUGACAGAAACACCCUCCACGUAAAUUCAUAUUUUCCGUUCCGCUCUGUACACCAAAACCGGAAAGAUGACUGAGACGGGAAACGGAGAUGCCCCGGCAUUAUUUUAUUAUAUUUAUUUAUUUAUUUUUUACGUUUGAAGAGUUAGCUAUUUAACAAUCUUUUAAUAUUAUUCUUAAAUUAAAAAUUUUAAAUUAAUAAGUUUUAAUAUUACUACUAUAUAUUAUCUUAAACUAAUGAUUGGGUCUACCGUCGGGGGAAGGCGGUAAUCCGGAGGGCAUUAUCGUCCGUGCGUCAUAUACUAGGACACUUGGUUUCGUACUUUUUGAUUAAUUUUGGGUUCUUAAUAUUUGGACAGAUUCCAUCUUCUUUCAGAGUUUGAUAAUGGGAAGCGCAGCUGCCGGAAGAGGUUGGCCGAUCACAAUCGUCGCCGGAGGAAAUCUCUGAAACAACAGAAUCAAGAGAAUCAAAAAUCCAAGUCUGAAACUACCGGGACUACUUAUUCCACUGAUCAUAAUCUCCCAAAGUCCCCGCCAGAUUCUGGCGUUCAGGCUUCAUCCUCAGUGACUAUAGCUGUGUCGCCACCUCGAAUCUCGUUGGAUUGUUUCCGGCAAAGAACCAACCAUGCAACGGCAUCAUCUUCAUCAUCAAGUUCACUUUUUUUCUCAAAUGGGUAAUGAAUUAAAGCACCAAAAUGAAGAGGGGGGAUAGCCUAGUCUCUACCAAAUAACAACUUAUAAAUGCCUUUAAUUUCCCAGAAUUCAGUACUCUUUUGCAUGAAUUGGUGUUAGAAGACACUAACAUCGAUCAAAAGAGAAUCUGUUUGCCUUUUUUUUUUUUUCUUUUUUUUUCUUAAUAUAUGUUUCCCAUCUAUGUACCACUGUACGGGUGAAAAACUAUGUACUACCAUAGUAGUUAUAAUGUCCGGAGACAUUGGAUGGAGAAUGUGUACUUGAAUUUGGUUUUCCCAAAGCAAAUGAAUAUUAGGUUUCAGGAAGCUGUCAAGUUAAUUUAUUCCUCAUUUCGGGAUUGAUUGUAUUGUUAGAAGAAACAAUUCCCUGGUAUAUAGUGGGGCACUCGAUUUGUCAAUUAAGGACAAUUACUAGCCUCCCAAACCAAACACCCAUACGAUGGGAGGGAUCCCACCAGUAAGAUUAGCUCCACUCAUCUCCCUCGCUACCUCUCCAAAAACCCCUUUGUUCAGAAGGUUACCUAAGGCAAAAAUGAAUUCUCAAUUCUAGC